Scatophagus argus is the source of this 2504-nucleotide messenger RNA. RefSeq names its product phospholipase A2, group VII (platelet-activating factor acetylhydrolase, plasma) (gene pla2g7). Bases 525 to 1733 code for a protein of 402 amino acids. The record is from RefSeq and is a predicted model, not a curated record. NCBI's taxonomy places the organism in Eukaryota, Metazoa, Chordata, Actinopteri, Scatophagidae. Gene Ontology annotation, molecular function: 1-alkyl-2-acetylglycerophosphocholine esterase activity. The transcript has 11 exons.
AGCCAGAGCCAUACAUAGAUCAGAGUUUCCUAAAUUCCACUACGGAUUUAAUAGGACAGGAGAAGAGAUAACGAUACAGCAAUUGUGCUGCUAAUAUGAGCUUUAUGGCUAACACUUAAUCCACUUGAUGCUUAUGUUAUAUGAUCUUGUGCUGAGUUUAAAUUGGGGAGAGUUUUAGGAAGCCAGACGAGAGGCGACUGCUGCAGGACGGCGAAGUAACUCUUUCCAUUCACUGCUCUGGUUUAGCCCCCUCCCACGCUGGUAGUGGCUAGCUAACAGCAACAUUAGCGACCUGUGAAACCACUCCUAAGGGGCUCGCAGUGGAAGAGCGUAAUAAGUUACGUGGUAAUGUUGCGAAAUUGAUGUAGUAACAUUGGCUCACAUCCACUCACUUCUAUAUCUCCGAUUAGCCCCCAUCGUGACUGUUACCUUCACUGCUUUCUGCGAGGUUGACUGAGUAUUUUAUCAUCUAAGUGUCUCUGUAUCUGGCAGACCAGAGGAGGUACACGCUCAGUUUCUUCGUCAUGGGGAACACCUGCAGCAAUCAUCUUGGAAUCCCUCCAGCCAAAGGCCCCAAUGCUGUGGGAUGCACUGACUUCAUGAUGGACCACACUGCCCGGGGCAGCUUCUUCCGCCUUUACUAUCCUUGUCAACAAACUGAAAAAGCAGAAAAACCAGACUGGGUCCCGUGCAGGGAGUAUUUUAAUGGUCUUGCGGACUUCAUGAAAAUCAACAGGACUCUCAGUGAAAGGAUUUUCAACUACCUCUUUGGGUCCUUUAAGAUCCCAGCCUACCUGGAUGCUCCAUUUAAAUCAAAUGGAAAAUGUCCUGUAGUUAUCUUCUCCCACGGCCUUGGAGCCUUUAGGACUCUGUACUCAGCUAUAUGUGCAGAAUUGGCCUCUCAGGGCUUCAUUGUAGCAUCCGUGGAACACAGAGACCAGUCAGCCUCAGCUACAUAUUACUUUCGUGAGAAGGCUGAGUCAGAGAGGACGAAUGAAAAUGUGCGUAAAACAAAUGCCUCAGAGCCAAACAACCUGGUCAAAGAAUGGAUGUACUACAGAUCUCUGCAGCACGGGGAAAGCGAAUUCCCCCUCAGAAGUAAACAGGUGAAGCAGAGAGCAGAUGAAUGCAUUCUGGCUCUGGAUAAGCUCACUCAGAUCAACUCAGGGAUGCCGGUGCAGAAUGUUCUGCUCACGCAGUUUGACUGGACGACACUGGAGAACUCCAUGGAUCUGUGCAGGAUAGCAGCCAUGGGGCAUUCCUUUGGGGGAGCAACAGUGAUUGAAGCUCUGUGCAAAGAAGUUAAAUUCAAGUGUGGCAUAGCGCUGGAUGCUUGGAUGUUCCCUUUAGAUGACGAGAUCUUUCCUCGGGUGAAGCAGCCAAUCUUCUUCAUAAACUCGGAGAAGUUCCAGUGGGCGGGGAACAUCAGCCGCAUGAGGAAGCUGGACUCUGCUGUCAUACAGAGGAAAAUGAUCACUAUCAGAGGGACAGUCCACCAGAGUUUCCCAGACUUCACCUUCCUGACUGGAAACUGGAUCGGGAAGCUGAUGAAGCUAAAGGGAGAGAUCGACCCCGAACUCGCCAUAGACCUCUCCAACAAAGCAACACUAGCCUUUCUGCAGCGCCAUCUUGGUUUAGAGAAGAAUUUUGAUCAGUGGGACCCCUUGAUUGAUGGGCAAGAUGACAACCUCAUUGAAGGAACUAAUGUGACUGUGCUUCAGUCUGCCAUAUGAACUGCCUCAUACACUGCAGAAAAUAAUGGUGAUUGUCUGGCCGCCAGCUGAAUGAUUCCACCUGGCGGGUGGAGCUCAGUGGAAUAGACACAAAUUGCCAAGGCAGGCCUGCUGGGCUUGUCAAGAUAACAUUUUGCAGUGGUAAUGGACAGGAAAGAUAAUCUCUACCUCACCAGCAGGAAAGAUUUGUUUUUCCUCAAGUUAGAACACUCAUUCAGUGGACCAGCGCUCUGUUUUGUGAGGCCUCAAUGUUGCGUACAAGCAGCUGAACACUUCUUUUCACUGUUAGUGAUAUCUUAACUAUUACCAACAGUUUCUCUGAGAAAUUCUUUUAAUCAUUUUCAUCUUUGCGUGUACAUAAAGCCAAAAUGUUAUUUCACGCACAUACUGUACGUCUGUUUGGAUAGGACUUUCCAACAGAGGAAAGCUACAUUAUGAUUGCAGUGUUAUGUGAUGAGGCCUAUAAUGAGAAUUAUAUCCAAACAAAGGGAUAGCUAUUGUAAAGACGAUUGAAGACUCAUGUGAUUAUUAGUUCAUUAUUAGCCAAGAUUGCACACUGAAUGCAUCCAUCCUGAUUCAAGAAGAUGAGUCACAUACACAAAUCAGCAUCAGUAAAAAAAUUCAAACACUAAAAGACUGCAUUAAGGUACCAUGUGCCGUGACUCACAGUACUGUUCAAUAAUAUGUGACAGCCUUCUACUUUUAUAUACGUCUGAAUAUCUGCCAUUUAUACACAAUCAAAGACCAAUAAACAUGGUUUGUAUCCAGAUA